This is a messenger RNA of Frieseomelitta varia, 1305 nucleotides long. Its product is annotated as synaptogenesis protein syg-2. The transcript is spliced from 9 exons. The record is from RefSeq and is a predicted model, not a curated record. NCBI's taxonomy places the organism in Eukaryota, Metazoa, Arthropoda, Insecta, Hymenoptera, Apidae. The coding region runs from base 25 to 1305 and encodes 426 amino acids.
GAAACAACUACGACGACAGUGACAAUGAUAGAUGCGGAGGCAGUGGCAGCUGGAACUGCUCAGUUACCAUGCGACGUGGAACCGCCGGUCCCUGGAGACAAGCUACAUCUAGUUAUUUGGUACAAGGAGGAGGCAGACGCGCCGAUAUACAGUUUCGACACGCGUGGCCGAAGCAACUUGGAACAAGGGAAACACUGGCAGGACAUCAGCCUGGAAAAACGUGCCUUCUUCAGAUACUCGGAGCAACCCGCGAAACUCGUCCUCGAGAACGUCCGUGAGAGCGACGCCGCCGUUUACAGAUGCAGGGUCGAUUUCAAGCAAUCCCCGACCAGGAACAGCAAAGUCAAUCUGACGGUGAUCAUACCGCCGGAGCAGCUUAGCAUAUUGGACAACGACGGAAGAUCUCAUAUAUCCUAUUACGUGCUUGGCCCGUUCAGCGAGGGUGCCUCUCUGAAUAUUACCUGCGUCGCUGCUGGUGGUCGGCCACAGCCACGGGUGACUUGGUGGCAGGAGAAUGCUCUUCUGGACGACACCUACGAAACCGUUGGUACCAAGAGGGUACAGAACGUGUUGCGAUUAGAGAAGUUGGGCCGCGAGCAUCUCGGCGCCAUUUUGACCUGUCAGGCUUCCAACAACAACAUGGUCACUCCAAUAUCCAGCUCUGUUACACUCAACAUGAACCUGAGGCCGCUGUGGGUCCGCAUGCAAGGAGAGAACCGGCCGUUUAGCGCGGGCACCACGUACGAGAUCAGUUGCGAGGUAGUGGGUGCAAGGCCGACGCCGAAAAUCACGUGGUCGAAAGGAAGUAUGAUACUGAGGAAUGCCAGACAGACGAUGAGCCCCGACACCAACGUCACCACCAGCGUUCUCACGUUUGUGCCGAGUAUCGAGGACGCCGGCAAGUUCCUCUCCUGCCACGGCAGCGUCCCGGAUAUCCCGGAUUCCGAGAUGGAAGACGGAUGGAAACUCGACAUACAUCACGAGCCGGUGGUUAUGCUCGAGCUCGGGAGUAAUCUCAACUUGAGCGCAAUCCGCGAGGGUAUCGACGUUUAUUUCGAGUGCAACAUCAAGUCGAAUCCGUGGGUCUACAAGGUCUCCUGGCGACACAACGGCAAUCCAUUGUAUCACAACCCAGCGACGGGUACUAUAAUCAGUAAUCAGAGCUUAGUAUUGCAAAGCGUGACUCGAAGCAGAGCUGGGAUUUACACGUGUAUCGGUAGCAAUCAAGAAGGCGACGGAGAGAGCAAUCCGCUGAAUUUGGACAUCAAAUGUGAGUAUAUUGGCUAUUCAUCUUGGUGGUUUUAG